Molecule: messenger RNA, 988 nt
Organism: Panicum hallii
Lineage: Eukaryota; Viridiplantae; Streptophyta; Magnoliopsida; Poales; Poaceae
Product: E3 ubiquitin-protein ligase RNF149-like
Exons: 1
Coding region: 193-774 (193 amino acids)
Biological process (GO): protein ubiquitination
Molecular function (GO): ubiquitin protein ligase activity
Source: RefSeq, a predicted model, not a curated record
CCGUCGUCGGGAAUCGAGACGCAGGGCCCACCGGGUAACCGCCGAGCAACAAACUCGGAAGUCGGAAGCCACCCCCUCCCCCCCGUCUACAAAUAUCCACCGCGCCAAUGCCCAGGCCUCCAAUCGCGCACACCACAAUCCAAGAGCCACGCUAGAGAGAGAGCAAGAAAGCCAGAGCAGGCAGCAAGAAGCAUGAGAAAGGGGCAGGGAAGCGAAGGCGGCAUGGCGUCCGACGACCUCAGCCUCGGGAGGGCCUUCGCCGUCCUGCUCGGCGUCUCCUCCCCCGUGAUCAUCGUCGUGGGCUACAGGGCCUACCGCACGGGCCGCCUCGCGAGGGGGUGGCGGCGGCUGCGCGUCUGGGCGCUCGGCGGCGUCACGACCCUGGAGGAGGCGCUGGGCUACAGCUGCGCCAUGUGCAGCGGGAGCUUCGACGCCCGCGAGGAGGUCCGCACGCUCUCCUGCGACCAUGUGUUCCACCGCUGCAAGAGCGACAAGUGCAAGCACGUCAUCGACGACUGGCUCCGCGAGAACCGCGUGGCCUGCCCGGUCUGCUGCAAGGUCGCUCUCCCCGUGCUGCCGUGGAAGGCGCCGCCGGCAUCGGCGCCGUCGGCGUCGGAUUUGGAGGAUCCGCUAAUGCGGCAGGCGUCAUCACCAUCAGCUUCGUCUUCGGGGUCGGAGGAGCAGCCACUGCCGCUUUCGACGAUGGCGUCGGGGGAGGAGCCACCGCUGUCGUCGCCGGUGUGGGAGGAGUCACGGCCACAGUCAUCGCCGUAGACACGCAUGAUCGGGCUUGGAUGGAACGGUGCUGGGUGUAAUAGCGUCUUGUCGAGCGGUCUGGAUCAGUUCUUGAAGGAUUCUUUCGUCGUUUUUGUUUCUGCAUUCUUGGAACGGAUCGAAGGGUAGUGCCUCUUGUCUGAUGGUCUGGAUCAGUUCUUGAAGGCUUCCUUAGUUGUUUGUCUUUUGCUUUCUUGGAACUGAUUAAGCUUAG